Molecule: messenger RNA, 3888 nt
Organism: Lathyrus sativus (Indian pea)
Lineage: Eukaryota; Viridiplantae; Streptophyta; Magnoliopsida; Fabales; Fabaceae
Source: the annotation of a GenBank genome assembly
AUGGCUGCAACUAUGAUUGGAAGUGCUUUUCUCUCUGCAACUCUUCAGACCCUAGUUGAGAAACUUGCUUCCAAAGAGUUUCUUGAUUACAUCACAAACACCAAGCUCGAUCUCUCACUUUUGAAACAGAUAAGACUAACACUACUCACUCUCCAACCUCUCCUAGAUGCUGCAGAGGAGAAGCAGAUCCAUACUCCUUCUGUCAAAGAUUGGCUUGAUGGCUUCAAAGAUGUUGUCUACGAUGCUGAAGAUCUGCUCAACCAAAUUAACUAUGAUUCCCUUCGAUGCAAGAUGGAGAACACACAAGCUGCAAGCAAAACUAAACAGGUCUGGAACAUCCUUUCUUCUCCUUUUAAAAAUAUCUAUGGUGACAUCAAUUCCCAGAUGAAAGAUAUGUGUGAAACCCUGAAACGUUUUGCUGAAAAUAAAGAUAUACUGAGUUUGCAAACUAAAAGUGUCAGAGUUUCUCAUAGAACACCUUCAAGUCCUAUGGUUAAUGAAUCUGUCAUGGUUGGUAGGAAAGAUGACAAAGAGAAAGUAAUGAACAUGCUGCUAUCAGAAAGCAGUACUAGCCAGAACAAUAUGGGUGUAGUUGCAAUUGUUGGCAUGGGAGGUGUCGGAAAAACAACACUUGCACAACUUGCUUACAAUGAUGAAAAAGUUGAAGAUCACUUUGAUCUCAAAGCAUGGGCUUGUGUAUCGGAGGAUUUUGAUGUUCUUAGAGUAAUCAAAACUCUCCUUGAAUCUGUCACUUCAAAAACAUGGGAAACCAGUAAUCUUGAUUUUCUUCGAGUUGAGUUAACAAAAAAUUUGAGGAACAAAAGAUUUUUCAUUGUGUUGGAUGACUUGUGGAAUGACAAUUAUUCUGAUUGGGAUGAACUUGUAUCUCCGUUGAUUUAUGGGAAAAAUGGAAGCAGAGUGAUCAUCACAACACGCCACGAAAAAGUGGCAGAUGCUGCCCGCACAUUUCCUAUUUUUAAAUUAGAUCCUCUGUCACAUGAAGACAGCUGGUCUUUACUCUCCAAACAUGCAUUUGGAAGUGGAAACUUUUCUGAAACUCAACGCCGUAACCUAGAAGGGAUUGGCAGGAAGAUUGCAAGAAAGAGUGGUGGAUUGCCAAUUGCUGCGAAAACACUUGGAGGACUAUUGCGUUCGAAAGUAGAUACUAAAGAGUGGAUUGAAGUUUUUAACAGUGACAUAUGGAACUUACAGAAUGAUAAUAUUCUUCCUGCAUUGCGCCUGAGUUAUCAGUAUCUUUCCUCUCAAUUAAAACGGUGUUUUUCCUAUUGUUCUAUUUUUCCAAAGGACUACUCACUUGAUAGGGAGCAAUUGGUGUUGUUGUGGAUGGCUGAAGGUUUCCUUGAUCAUUCUCAAGACGGAAAAACCAUGGAAGAAGUAGGUGAUGAGUGUUUUACGGAAUUGUUAUCCAGAUCAUUGAUUCAACAAUUGCAUGAUGAUAUGAAUGGCCAAAUUUUUGUCUUGCAUGACCUUGUUAAUGAUUUAGCUACUGCUGUAUCUGGAAAAACUUGUUACAGACUUGAAUUUGGCGCUAAGAGCUAUGAAAAUGUUCGCCACUUGUCAUAUAAUCAAGAAGAGUAUGACAUUUUCAAGAAGUUCCAGACUUUCCACAAAUUCAAAUGCUUGAGAAGCCUUCUUGCCAUUGGCUAUAGAGGGGAAUCUUAUUCUUUAUCAAGAAAGGUGGUCGAUGAUUUGCUACCCACAUUUGGAAGGUUGCGUGUGUUAUCGUUAUCAAAAUAUAGAAACAUCACAGCGCUACCCGUUACAGUUGGAAAUUUAGUGCAGUUGCGCUAUCUAAAUCUCUCUUACACGGAUAUCACAAGCUUGCCUGACACCAUAUGCAACCUCUACUACUUGCAAACCUUGAUUUUAUCUUGCUGCUCAAAUCUCACAGAAUUGCCAGAACAUGUUGGAAAAUUAAUUAAUUUGCGUCAUCUUUACAUUGAUAUGACAAGCAUAAUAGAGAUGCCGAAGAAAAUUUCUGAACUAGAAAACCUUCAAACUCUAAAUGUUUUUGUAGUUGGCAAGAAAAAUAUUGGUUUAAGUGUUAGAGAGCUUGGGAAGUUUCCUAAGCUACGGGGAAAAUUAUUCAUCAAGAACCUGCAAAAUGUCAUUGAUGUCAUGGAGGUAAGUGAUACCAACUUGAAGAGCAAAGAACAUAUUGAGGAGUUAACACUACAAUGGGGCGAGGAAGUUGAUGAGUCGCUUAAAGGAAAAGAAGUGCUUAAUAAGUUACAGCCAUCACCAAACCUGAAGAAGCUGAGCAUUGACUUAUAUGGUGGGACAAGUUUUCCAUGUUGGUUGGGAGAUCCCUCAUUUUCUAAUAUGGUGUCCCUCUGCAUUGAUAAUUGCAUGAAUAGCCCGACACUUCCACCUCUAGGGCAACUAGCUUCUCUCAAGGACUUGCACAUUAGUAGAAUGACACUUGUGGAUACAAUUGGGCAGGAGUUCUAUGGCAUGGCAGCAGGAAGUUCCAGCUCUCCAUUCCAACCAUUUUCUUCCCUUGAGAAGCUUGUAAUUGAGAAAAUGUCAAAUUGGAAGGAAUGGCUUCCUUUUCAAGACAACAUAUUUCCUUUUCCUCUUCUGAAAACUCUGAAGUUAUCUGAUUGCCCCGAACUGAGGGGACAUCUGCCUAGUCAACUUCCUUCCAUAGAAAAGGUUAAAAUAGAUGGUUGUGAUCAUCUCUUGGCAACACCACCUUCUCAGCACUGGCUCUCCUCAAUAAAAAAGCUUGAUAUUAAAGGAGAUUUGAAUUCAGAAAGCAAUACUGAGAGAACCCAAUGCUCAUUGCUUGAGAGUGAUUCUCCAUGUCUUCUGCAACAUAUAAGCAUAAGGAGCUGUCAUAUGCUAAAAUUUGUACCUAAAAUUAUAAUUAACAGUACCUGUCUUCGAAGCUUGACUUUCUAUGGUAUUAGUUCUCUCACUGCGUUUCCGACAAACAGUUUACCCACUUCUUUGCAAUCACUUUAUAUUAUUGAUUGUGAGAAUUUAACAUUCCUACCUCUUGAAACGUGGAGCAAUUACACAUCACUUGAGUUUUUUCAUUUAGAGAGUAGCUGCAGUGCACUUACCUCCUUCCCAUUGAACUAUUUUCCUAUGCUCCAAUAUCUUUACAUCAGGAAAUGUAGCAGUUUGGAAUCGAUUUUUAUUUCAGAAACUUCUUCUUGUAGCUCGUCAACCCUCCAAUCUUUUUAUGUCUAUGAUUGCAAGGAACUUAUAUCACUACCUCAACGGAUGGACACCCUCGCCUCUCUUGAAUCUCUCUCUCUCUACAAUCUUCCAAAUUUGAAUUUAUCAUUAUGUGAAGGAGUUUUCUUACCUCCCAAUUUACAAACAGUUUAUAUUGAAUCUGUGGGGAUAACAAAACCGGUAACAGAGUGGGGUAUCCAAUGUCUCACUGCUCUUUCAUCAUUGCAAAUUAGGGGUGAUGAUGAUAUUGUGAACAUGUUACCGUUGUUGCCAGUUUCCCUUGUGCGUCUAUGUUUCAAAAGUCUCUCUGAAAUGAACUUCUUAGAAGGAAAUGGACUUCGACACCUCUCCUCUCUAGAAAACCUUUAUAUUUCGGAUUGUCCGGGGCUUGUGUCAUUGCCAGAAAAAGCCUUUCCCUCCUCGCUGAAAACACUUUCUUUCAGGGAUUGUCGAAGACUAGAGUCAUUGCCAGAAAAGGCCUUUCCCUCCUCGCUGAAAACACUUUAUUUCAGGGAUUGUCCAAGACUAGAGUCAUUGCUAGAAGACAACCUCCCUACCUCUUUAGAGCAACUAUACAUUUAUAAUUGCCGAUUGUUAGAAGAAAGGUAUAAAAGGGAGGAACAUUGGUCCAAAAUUGCUCACAUCCCAGUCAUAAAAAUAAAUGGCCAGCUCACAAUAUGA